Messenger RNA from Peronospora matthiolae, 348 nucleotides. Lineage: Eukaryota; Oomycota; Peronosporomycetes; Peronosporales; Peronosporaceae. The record is from the annotation of a GenBank genome assembly.
AUGGAAGAUUCCCAGCUACCGUUGGUCCGGUCAGCAAGUGGUGCAUGUGACGCAUGGUCAAGGUUGGAAGACCACUUCGAGAAGAAGAGUCUUGCCAAAAAGCUGUUCUUUCACCGUCGCUUCUUCACGACGAUGAUGGAAGAAGGCGACGAUAUGCUCGAACACAUCAACAAGCUGAAGACGUUGGCGGAACAUCUAGAAGCGGUGGGGGCUCCGGUGUGCGAGGACGAUCUGGUGAUCACACUUCUCGGCAGCCUGAGUGACUCGUAUCAAUUCUUGAUCACAGCUUUGGAGUCGCGCUCAGACACUCUUAGCUGGGAGCUCGUGACGUCUCAACUACUUCAUUAA